Molecule: messenger RNA, 1932 nt
Organism: Striga hermonthica
Lineage: Eukaryota; Viridiplantae; Streptophyta; Magnoliopsida; Lamiales; Orobanchaceae
Source: the annotation of a GenBank genome assembly
AUGGCUCCUCCACGUGCAAUGUUCGAGCGAUUCACGGAGAAGGCUAUAAAGGUGAUUAUGCUAUCGCAAGAUGAGGCAAGACGACUUGGGCACAAUUUUGUUGGGACCGAGCAGAUUAUGCUUGGGCUUAUCGGUGAGGGCACUGGAAUUGCGGCUAAGGUCCUCAAGUCAACUGGAGUUACUCUCAAGGAAGCACGUGUGGAGGUGGAGAAGAUAAUUGGACGUGGGAGUGGAUUUGUUCCGGUUGAGAUACCUUUUACCCCCCGUGCAAAACGUGUCCUUGAACUGUCAUUAGAGGAGGCCCGGCAGCUUGGUAACAAUUACAUUGGAUCUGAGCACUUGCUUCUUGGAUUGCUUCGGGAGGGUGAAGGCGUGGCGGCUCGUGUCCUUGAGAAUUUAGGUGCUGACCUUAGUAACAUUAGAGCUCAGGUUAUUAGAAUGGUUGGUGAGAGUGCUGAGACCAUUGGUGCUGGUGUUGGAGGUGGAAGCUCCGGGAGCAAAAUGCCUACACUGGAGGAGUAUGGUACCAAUUUGACAAUGUUGGCUGAGGAGGGCAAGCUAGACCCUGUUGUUGGGAGGAAAGAGCAAGUAGAACGUGUAACCCAAAUUUUGGGAAGGCGUACUAAAAAUAAUCCUUGCCUCAUUGGGGAACCUGGAGUUGGGAAAACAGCAAUUGCAGAGGGUCUUGCCCAGAGAAUAGCCAAUGGGGAUGUUCCAGAGACGAUUGAGGGGAAAAAGGUUAUAACUCUGGAUAUGGGCCUUCUUGUUGCUGGUACAAAGUAUCGUGGUGAGUUUGAAGAAAGGUUGAAGAAACUGAUGGACGAAAUUAAGCAAAGUGAUGACAUUGUACUCUUCAUUGAUGAGGUGCACACGUUGAUUGGAGCAGGAGCUGCUGAAGGCGCAAUUGAUGCUGCAAAUAUUUUGAAGCCCGCUUUAGCCCGGGGUGAAUUACAGUGUAUUGGGGCAACUACACUUGAUGAGUACCGAAAGCACAUUGAGAAAGAUCCAGCACUAGAAAGAAGGUUUCAACCCGUGAAGGUCCCCGAGCCCACUGUUGAGGAAGCCAUUCAGAUUCUUAGAGGGUUACGUGAACGAUAUGAGAUACACCACAAAGUCCGUUACACUGAUGAAGCUAUAGAUGCUGCUGCACAAUUGUCCCAUCAAUAUAUCAGUGACCGGUUUUUGCCAGACAAAGCAAUUGACUUGAUUGAUGAAGCUGGUUCUCGAGUCCGCCUUCAUCAUGCGCAGCUUCCUGAGGAAGGUAAAGAACUUGAAAGAGAGCUCAGGCAGAUAACAAAGGAGAAGAAUGAAGCCGUUCGAAGUCAAGACUUUGAAAAGGCUGGGGAACUGCGCGAUAAAGAGAUGGACCUCCGAUGCCAGAUGUCCGCCCUUGUGAACAAGAACAAGGAGACGACCCGGGCAGAGGCUGAGACGGGGGAUGGGGGCCCGACCGUCACGGAUGCCGACAUUCAUCGCAUCGUCUCUUCUUGGACGGGCAUUCCCGUCGAUAAGGUGACUUCUGAAGAGUCCUCCCGCCUCCUCCGCAUGGAAUCGACUCUCCAUGGCCGCGUGAUCGGCCAGGAUGAGGCUGUGGAGGCCAUCUCCCGCGCCAUCCGCCGUGCCCGUGAGGUGGUUGUGAGGUUGAAGAAGAUGGACAUCGGGCUUCAGGUGACGGAUAGAUUCAGGGAUCUGGUGGUGGAGGAAGGCUAUAGUCCGAGCUAUGGGGCGAGGCCGUUGAGGAGGGCCAUCAUGAGGCUACUGGAGGAUAGCAUGGCCGAGAAGAUGCUCGCUCUAGAGAUCAAGGGGGGCGAUUCCGUAAUUGUUGAUGUGGACUCCGAUGGGAAAGUCGUGGUUCUCAGCGGUGGUGUUGGUGGUGGUGGUGGGGAAGCUGCCGCCGCGCUUGAGGCAUCUCCUGAUCUUGCGGUGGUGUAG